Molecule: messenger RNA, 1724 nt
Organism: Morus notabilis
Lineage: Eukaryota; Viridiplantae; Streptophyta; Magnoliopsida; Rosales; Moraceae
Product: cytochrome P450 94A2
Exons: 1
Coding region: 99-1628 (509 amino acids)
Molecular function (GO): monooxygenase activity; iron ion binding; heme binding
Source: RefSeq, a predicted model, not a curated record
UUCCUUUCACUCAUUUUUCUUUUAAAAAAUAUAUAUCUCCAUCUGCCCCCUCUUUAUUAUCAGUACCGAUCUCCUUUGGCUGUCACAACUUUCUAGCUAUGGAGCUUUUCUCAGUCUUAUCCUUCAUCUUCCUUCUGAUCUUUCUCUACCACUACUUCUACUCUUCUGGUAACAAUACUGGAUUCAAAAACUACCCCAUUGUAGGAACCCUACCAGAAAUCAUUAAAAAUAGUCACAGAUUCUUGGACUGGGAAGCCGAAGUCCUGGCCAACUGUCCCACAAACACCGCCGUCCUCCACCUUCCCGGAAAAACCAGAGUCAUAACGGCGAAUCCCUUAAAUGUGGAUUACAUUCUGAGGACCAACUUCGAGAACUACUCUAAAGGCGAGGAGUAUCUAUUCCUGCUCGAGGACUUCCUCGGCCGAGGAAUCUUCAACUCCGACGGCAAGCUAUGGAAAGUCCAGCGGAAGUUGGCGAGCUACGAGUUCAACUCCAAGUCCCUGAAAAACUUCUUCAUGGAAAAGGUCGUUAUGGAGAUCAAGACAAGAUUGCUCCCACUUCUUGAAAAAGCGGCUGAAAAGGGUCUUGUUUUGGAUAUGCAGAACGUGGUGGAGAAAUUCUCAUUUGAUAAUAUUUGCGAGCUUGCUUUUAGCUUCGACCCGGGUUGUCUCGGCGCUGAUGGAAGCUCCCACCCCGGCGUCGAGUUCAUGAAGGCUUUUCAGGAUGCAGGCGAGCUUAUCGCCAGUAGAUACCGGUACUUCAAUCCUUCUAUAUGGAAGUUAAAAAGGUUCUUCAACAUAGGAUCGGAGAGAAGCCUACGAGAAUCAAUCUCCACCGUCGACAAAUUUAUAUAUGAUAUUAUCCGACCGAGAAUUGAUCAAGCCAAUGAAGAAGACAACAAAGAAAAAGCUGAUUUACUUUCUCGAUAUAUUGAGAGCAAUAUCGAGAACGGGUCGCCGGAGUUUCUCCGAGAUGUCAUGAUUAAUACCAUUGAGGCGGGACAAGGUUCGACGGGAUCGGCUUUGUCCUGGUUCUUUUGGGUCUUAUCAUCCAGAAAGGACACUCAGGAGAAGAUCCUGAACGAGCUCAAAACAAUUCGGGCUCGAAACGGGACAGAUAUUGGCGAAACGUUCAGCUACGAGGAGCUCAGAGACAUGCAGUAUUUGCAUGCAGCUUUUUUGGAGUCGAUGAGGCUUUACUCGCCGCUUCCUGUCAACACGAGGAAGUGUGAAAACGACGACGUAAUGCCCGACGGAACCUUUGUAAAGAAGGGUUGGUUCGUGUCGUAUGAUAACUACGCCAUGGCAAGGCUGGAGAGGAUUUGGGGGAAGAAUUGUGCAGAGUAUUACCCGGAGAGAUGGCUUGAUGAGGAUGGAGUUUGUCGACAAGAAAGCCCGUGUCGGUACGUGGUCUUUCAUGCCGGACCAAGAAUUUGUCCGGGAAAAGAGAUGGCUUAUAUUCAGAUGAAGGCUGUUGCAGCUUCGAUUAUUGAGAGGUUUGAGAUCAGCAAACUACAGGAUAAGGAGAAGCUUAGUGGAGGGCACUUAAUGUCGUUGUCCUUUAGAAUACAAGGUGGUGUGCCCGUCACAGUUAGGAAAAGAUUAUGGGGUGAGGAAAUUUUAGAAUAAAUUGUUAUUACUAUUUUUUUGUUCUAAUAUGGUUUUAGCUCUUGUAAUAAGUGGGAGGCAUAUGCUGUUCACACUGUGUCGAAAAAAAUAAUAUUG